Megachile rotundata (alfalfa leafcutting bee) is the source of this 1233-nucleotide messenger RNA. RefSeq lists its product as uncharacterized. NCBI's taxonomy places the organism in Eukaryota, Metazoa, Arthropoda, Insecta, Hymenoptera, Megachilidae. The record is from RefSeq and is a predicted model, not a curated record. Gene Ontology annotation, biological process: detection of chemical stimulus involved in sensory perception of smell; sensory perception of smell. Gene Ontology annotation, cellular component: plasma membrane. Gene Ontology annotation, molecular function: olfactory receptor activity; odorant binding.
AUGAGCAACGAGUUUAUGGUUCAGAAGUUUAUUUCUCAGAAGGAGCUCGAUGGUCUGAGCGACUAUAGUCUCCAGCUGAACCGCUGGCUGUUAAAACCAAUAGGUGUUUGGCCGAAAUCGUUCUACACGUCCAACAUCGAAAAAAUUGUUUCCUUAAUUUCGAACAUGAUCUGUUACUGUUCGAUCGUGAUCACGGUCGUUCCUUGCAUACUGCAUCUGACGUUCGAGGACAUUGAUUUUCGUACGAAGCUGAAGGUGUUUGGUCCCAUGACGCACUGGUUCGCUGGGGGAAUUAAUUACACCACGUUGUUGGUACGCGGCGAAGAAAUUCGUCACUGUAUGAAACAAAUGCAGAAUGAUUGGCGAACUGUGAGCAGUCCGGAAGUGCAGCAGGUGAUGUUGAAGGACGCGAAAUUUGGUCGCAACAUGGCUACGUUCUGCACCGUCUUCAUGCAGGGAGGGGUUCUGUGCUACUGCGCCGCCAUGGCGUUAACCAAGGAAAUCGUUCAAGUCGGAAACGAAACCAGGACCAUACACACGUUGCCAAUUGCGGUUUACAAGAAGCUAAUACCCGUGGAUACGAGUCCCACUAAUGAGAUUGUUCUUGCGGUGCAAGUUUUGGCCGCCAUCAUCGUUAACUGUACCGUUGUUGGGGCUUUCAGCUUGGCCAUUGUGUUCGCGGCACAUGCUCAUGGUCAAUUGGAUGUGUUGAACAUGUGGAUCACGGAGUUUGUGGAUCAAUCGAGGAAUUCAAGUAAGAAAGUACGGUGGAAUGGCAUUGGAGUGUUCGUGAAUAACCAUACCAACGUUUUAAGUUUUAUAGAACACAUUGAGCAUGUGAUGAAUGUGAUAUGCUUUACGGAACUAUGUCAGUGUACGAUGUCUAUAUGCUUUCUUUGUUAUUAUAUUCUUACGGAAUGGCAUGAACACGAUAUUCAUAAUUUGACCACAUACGUAAUUAUACUUGUUUCCGUGACUUUCAACGUUUUCAUAAUGUGUUAUGUCGGUGAAUUAUUAACGAAACAGUGCAACAGAAUUGCCGACGUGAUUUAUUCGACAAAUUGGUAUUAUUUACCUUGUAAAAACGUUCUUGAUCUAACAGUGAUCAUCACGAGGUCAAGUAUGGUAACCAAAAUCACAGCUGGGAAAAUAAUUUACAUGUCCAUGUACACUUUCGGUGCUGUGCUAAAAACAUCUUUCACGUAUUUAAACAUACUUCGACAAAUGACGUGA